Molecule: messenger RNA, 3138 nt
Organism: Scylla paramamosain (green mud crab)
Lineage: Eukaryota; Metazoa; Arthropoda; Malacostraca; Decapoda; Portunidae
Gene: Trm1
Product: tRNA (guanine(26)-N(2))-dimethyltransferase-like
Exons: 7
Coding region: 150-2228 (692 amino acids)
Biological process (GO): tRNA N2-guanine methylation
Cellular component (GO): nucleus
Molecular function (GO): tRNA (guanine(10)-N2)-methyltransferase activity; RNA binding
Source: RefSeq, a predicted model, not a curated record
UGUCAGUACUGAGGUAAACAUAAACACAAGCGUUGCCAACUCGUGCAUUGGAACACGUGAGGGCUGAGCAGUAGCGGGGCGGCUGUUUACUCUGCUCACGGUUGGCAGGUGAGAGCAGUGUGUGGAAGCAGUGGUGGAGCUGCACACUGAUGUUGCAGAGGCUGGGCAGAGGCUUGGUGAGGCUGAGAGAGCACCCACAGCUGAGAGGAGUGAGGAGGAUGGCCACAGAGACACAGGCAGGGAGUGGUGGUGGUGGUGUGGUGGACACAGGCACUACUGGAGGGGGAGAGGGGGAGGGGGAGGUGGGCUUUGUGGUGGACACACAGCCUUACACUGCCGUGACGGAGGGAGAAGCUGAGGUGCUCUUCCCUGCCUCCCAUGAUGUGUUCUAUAACCCUGUGCAGGAAUUCAAUAGAGAUCUCAGUGUGGCUGUCCUGCGAGUGUUUGCAGUGGAACACAAGAAGGCAGAGCGAGAGAGGAGGGAGAAGGCAGAGGCGAAGGAGAGACGGAGGCAGGAGUACUUGGAGAAACUUUCCAGCGGCCAAGACAACAAGGGAGCAACGAAGGUAGCUGAGAAUGGCACUGUUGAGGGUGAUGAGGCUGCUGACGACCUGAGCAAUGAAGUGGAAAAGAACGGCAACCUGAACGAAGAGGAGGGAGCUGCAGUUCAGGAAAUAGAGAAAGAGACCAUGGAGGAGGACAUAGACAAAGAUAGAGCCAAUGAUGAGAGUGGGGAGGAAGAGGACAAGAACGUAAUCAUAAGAGACGCCAGUGGGAGGGAUACGGAGGCAACCAAGGAACCCAAAAUUGACCUUCCGCCACCUGGGACAAAGGACGAGGAGGGCAUACGUAUCCUGGAAGGUCUGGCUGCGUCGGGCCUUCGCUCCAUCCGCUAUGCUCGUGAGGUGGGCGGAGUGAGGGAGGUGGUGGCCAAUGACAUCUCCAAACAGGCGCUGGAGUGCAUGAAGAGGAACAUUGAGCAUAAUGGCGUGGCUAACCUUGUCAGGCCCAGCCACAAUGAUGCCAGCAUGGUGAUGUACGAGAACCGAGCACCAGACAAGAGGUUCCACGCCAUUGAUCUCGACCCAUAUGGCUCCCCACACAUCUUCCUAGAUGGGGCAGUGCAGAGCGUGGCCGAGGGGGGCAUCCUGCUGGUGACCUGCACGGACAUGGCGGUACUGUGUGGCAACUCCCCCGAGACCUGCUAUGCCAAGUAUGGGGCGCUGUCCCUGAAGAGCAAAGCCUGCCAUGAGAUGGCCCUGAGGAUAGUGCUGCAGUCCCUGGAGUCCCACGCUAACCGGUACAGCCGCUAUAUUGUGCCACUGUUGUCCCUUAGUGCCGACUUCUACGUGAGGGUGGUGGUGAGGGUGUUCACCAGCAAGGCCAAGGUGCAGGAGACAUUUACUAAGGUGUCGUGGGUGUACCAGUGUGUGGGCUGUGAGACCGUCACCCUGCAGCCACUUGGACGCAUCCUCAUCAACAAGAAGAGCAUCAAGCGCCAGGUGUCCCAUGGGCCGCCUGUGGCUGAGUCUUGCUCCCACUGUGGCCACCGCCAUGUGGUGGGUGGCCCCAUCUGGUCUGCCCCCAUCCAUGACCGGGAGUUCCUGAGCAACUUGAAGGAGUCCCUGGUGGAAGAGGACUUCAGCACCUACCGCCGCAUGCUGGGGGUGAUCAGCAUGAUGGAGGAGGAGCUCCCCGAUGUACCAUUGUACUACGUGCUGGACCGCCUCGCCCGGGUGGCCAGCAUCAAUCUGUGCAAGAUGGUACAGUUCCGGUCUGCCUUGCUCAAUGCAGGGUACAGGGUGUCCCUCUCACAUGCUGACCCUGCCUCCCUCAAGACAGAUGCCCCGCCCAGAGUGGUGUGGGAUGUGGUGCGUGCCUGGGAGAGGCAGCAGCCUGCCAGGAAGGCCCCUCUACCCGCUGACCACCCAGCCCGGGUCAUCCUGCAGCAGGACAUAGGCACGGAGGUGAACUUUGACCUGCAUCCCAGCGCCAACCCUGAGUCACGCAAGAAGGAGCUGCUCAGGUUCCAGGUCAAGCCGGAGAAGUUCUGGGGGCCCAAGUCCCGCGCCAAGACCAGCCUGCUGCAGGGCACACUGGAGGAGAAGAGGACGCGCAACCAGGGCAAGAAGAGGAGGCAGCUGCCACCCCAGCCGUCACCUGUCACUAAGCAUCCCAGGGAGCAGUCACCCCCUGGCACACCUCAGCAGGACCAGCAGGCAGCAUAGCAGUGCAAGGUAGGCUGUGAUGUGUCUUGUCUGUUAUGUAGGUCCCCUUCGUAGUGAACAGUUCUGCUCUGCACAUUCUGCUUGUUCUUACAUUUGUACAAGUUUGGGAAAGGACAAUGAUUUUAAGCAUAAUAUAUACAAUUGUUAUUUAUGUGUAUAAAAAGGAGCUUUAAGAUGUCUUAUGGAAACUCACCCAAAGAAAUAUGUUUAUUUUUAUGGACAUGGUUUUGUAUUGGUCUCUUAUUUGGCCUCUAAGUGGUGAGUGUUGUUCCUGAAGCAAGGGUAAAGGAAACACACAGUCACAUAAGGCAAAGGUAAAGGUAACACACAGACGUGGCUGUGUUGCAUACUUCCACGAGGGAGGGAGGCCGUUGCUGUGGUGUGCAGCGUCUCCUUGCUGGCUGGUGCAGACCGAUGCUGUUGUGCUCUCAAGUGUUGAUCUGUUUACAGGAAAAAUCUUGGGGAUAAAAACUGUUGACAUUUCAAGUGGUAAAUAUUUCAUGCACAUGUUUACAAAAUGCAACCAAGACGUGUUUGAUUGGACGAGCUUGACAAAAACUUUGCUAUUUCACCACCAAUGCUUUGAGAGGCAGAUUCUGUACCUCUGUGUCAGUGAUGGUCACCUGGUUGUGGCUUGGGAUUGAUCUCAGGUGUGUGAGAUAAAGAGAAAAAAAAUAGAGAAAUUGAGGAAGUGAACAUAGAAAGGAUGAGUUAAGUUAGGAAGGUAGUACUAGCAAAGAGUGAACAUUGACACAAGUUUCAGAGUGCACUGUUGACACUGAGAUGCUCAGUGUAAGGCUACUUGAAAAGAAAAAGAAGUGUGUGUAUACUGUUGUUAUUUUUUACAGCAUACUGUACAAAAAUCAUGUCAUGCCUCCAGAAUUAUAUAUAAUACAAAAGGAAAAACAAA